AGAGCCGCCAUGUACGCGGGCCGCAAGAGGAGAAAACCCGUGCAAAGAACGGUAAAGCCACCGCCCAAUGAAGGCACCAAGUCGAACCCGUCGAAGCGGCACAGGGACCGGCUAAACGGGGAGCUGGAGCGUCUGGCCUCUCUGCUCCCGUUCCCCGAUGAGGUCACGGCGAGUCUGGACAAACUGUCCAUCCUCCGCCUCAGCGUCAGCUACCUGCGAGCCAAGAACUUCUUCACCGUCGCCCUGAGCAACGGCCUGGUCCAUAAAGACGGUGACGCCAAACCAGCGGGGGCGCUAGAGAGCAGGAUCCCGGAGGGAGAACUGCUGCUGCAGGCUCUGAACGGUUUUAUUGUGGUCAUCACGGCCAGUGGGACCAUCUUCUACUCCUCUCACACCAUCCAGGACUACUUGGGCUUUCACCAGACUGAUGUGAUGCAUCAGAGUGUGUAUGAGCUCGUCCACACAGAAGAUCAGCAGGAGCUCCGCAGGAACCUGCACUGGGCCCUGAACCCGUCUCCAGCCUCGUCCAGUGGUCAGGACUCCCCCAACGAUGCAGACUCGGAGAGCGGCUCGUCUUUGGUCACGUACAACCCUGAACACCUCCCCCCAGAAAACUCCUCGUUCUUAGAGCGGAGCUUCGUCUGUCGCUUCCGCUGCCUCCUGGACAACUCCUCUGGCUUUCUGGCGCUGAACCUCCAGGGCAGACUCAAGUUUCUUCAAGGACAAAGUCACAGAGAAGAAAAUGGCGUAAACGCUCCGAUGCAGAUGGCUCUGUUCGCCAUCGCAACGCCGCUGCAGCCGCCGUCCAUCCUGGAGAUCAGGACCAAGAACAUGAUCUUCAGAACCAAACACAAGCUGGACUUCACCCCUAUGGCCUGUGACGCAAAGGGGAAGAUCGUCCUGGGAUACACAGAGGCAGAGUUGAGGGUUCGAGGCUCUGGAUACCAGUUCAUUCAUGCAGCCGACAUGUUGCACUGCGCAGAGAACCACGUCAGAAUGAUAAAGACGGGGGAGAGCGGCCUCACUGUGUUCAGACUCCUAACCAAGGAGAACCGGUGGAAGUGGGUCCAGGCCAACGCCAGGCUGGUUUACAAGAACGGCAAACCAGAUUACAUCAUCGCAACUCAAAGGCCUCUGUUGGAUGAGGAAGGCGGCGAGCACUUGCGGAAGCGUUCGAUGCACCUCCCCUUCACCUACGCAACAGGUGAAGCUCUGCUCUACCAGUCCAACCACCCGCUGGGCUUUCUGGACGAAACCACGGAGAAAAACGGCUGCAAGACCAAGAAGAGCCGGUCUGAGAGAAUGGUCAAAGAUGGUCUGGAUCCUUCAUCUUUGUUAGGAGCCUUCAUGAGUCAGGACCAGUCUGUUUAUGUGUGUCAGCCUGCUGUCGAACCCAAGCUAUCCUUCCAGAAUAUCUUUGGAGAACCACUAGGAUUUUCUGAGUCCAAACCACACAGAAGUUGGGAUGAACCAAGCAACGGGGUUUUGUCAAGUGUCUCUGAAGCGAGCACGAGUCUUGACCCGCUCCUGGCGACUCUGGACUCCCUGGUGCUGGAGGGACAAGGCGUAGUGAGUCCUGAAGAUGGGACUUGUUCAAAUGUAGAACUCUUUGGAGCUCUUGAAGGCCUGGGUCUAAGCGCUGAAGACCUGGAGCUGCUUUUGCUCGAUGAACGCAUGAUCCGAGUUGAGAUGGACCCAGAGCACAUUCCCACUUUGGACGACUUACUCACCAAUGAUGAAAUCCUGUCAUAUAUUUACAACACUCUAGAGGGAAAGAACGAGUCACUGGAGCCGGGGGGAAAGGCGGCUCCCUCUAACGCCUCUGCCGCUCAGACUAACCCCAUCCUGGACAAUCAUCUGCAAAUGGACUUCCCCAGGUCUAAUGUUAUCGGUCAGGGCCCUAUUGUUCAGCUUUCACAACAGAUGCAGCAACAUUUGAUAGUGCGGUCAGGUAAAGGCGACAGUGACUGGGGACAGAAUAGUGACCAUUUGGCGAGCUCUGUGGUCAACGGUGAACUGCAUGAAUCAAAUCACACUAUUCCAAACAGGCACUGGUCACCGCAGGAUGUUUUGGUCAACGCUGGUGUUCAAAUUGAUCCUUUCAAAGCAUUUUUUAAGAACAACACAACAGAUAUGAACGUCCAGUAUGUCCCGCCUCCAGCGCAGAUUCUUCACCAGCCAUCACAACAGUGCCAUGCGAAACAGAAAACCGCUAACCUCAACGGGCUGUGUGCUAUCACUGAUGGGGCAAAACCUUUAUGGGAGGACUAUGGCUUCAGCGGGGGCGUGGCUAACAGCGCCCGCAUCGACAUCAGCCAAAAACACAUAGACCCCGCUGUAGACAUGGACUUUAGCACGCCUCAUAUGGACAACGGGGAUUACUCUAUGAGCGGACGCAGUUUGUUUGGAAGCCAGCAGCACGUCUCGGAGUGUGCGGUCUCGUCUUUUCAAGGAGUGAACCAUAAACUGCCCGAGGACGCCAUCCCGGUGCCGUUGGCUCAGGUCAUCUCCACUCUACCCCAGUGCCCUCCCCCCAACGCCUCUCUGGAGCAAAUCUCAGAGCAGAUCCUGGGCGUGGCCAAGCCCUGCAGGCAGCUGGAGCACUACACCAUGGCAACGGCCCCGGACAGCCCACACGAGGCCAACCGCAGUAAGAUGGAGAACGGCUGCCUUCUGGACAGCACUUACACAUCAGGCUGCGCUCUGACUAAUGGUAACUCAGUAGUGCCCCCUGCUGUUCAGUUGCCUGGCCCGGACCCUCUGUCCAGCCUCUCCGACACCCCAGCCACGGGUUUCUACCUCUGACCUCUGACCCCUGACCCAGCAACGGGACGCUGAGGCCAGAACCGCCGCAGACUGGACCAGCCUUAUCACAAACUGACCUGCCGUAGGCCCGGGUGCUUUUGUGUCUCACAUCUGUGUUUGUGACGUGGACACAGGGUUAAAC
Messenger RNA from Periophthalmus magnuspinnatus, 2947 nucleotides. It is a transcript of the gene ahr1b, whose product is annotated as aryl hydrocarbon receptor 1b. The record is from RefSeq and is a predicted model, not a curated record. The transcript is spliced from 11 exons. Gene Ontology annotation, cellular component: nucleus; aryl hydrocarbon receptor complex. Bases 10 to 2805 code for a protein of 931 amino acids. Gene Ontology annotation, biological process: regulation of transcription by RNA polymerase II. Lineage: Eukaryota; Metazoa; Chordata; Actinopteri; Gobiiformes; Gobiidae. Gene Ontology annotation, molecular function: protein dimerization activity; transcription cis-regulatory region binding; nuclear receptor activity.